Messenger RNA from Argiope bruennichi, 2567 nucleotides. RefSeq lists its product as uncharacterized. Gene Ontology annotation, molecular function: ubiquitin protein ligase binding. Lineage: Eukaryota; Metazoa; Arthropoda; Arachnida; Araneae; Araneidae. The transcript has a single exon. The record is from RefSeq and is a predicted model, not a curated record. Gene Ontology annotation, biological process: proteasome-mediated ubiquitin-dependent protein catabolic process; regulation of proteolysis. Bases 307 to 1833 code for a protein of 508 amino acids. Gene Ontology annotation, cellular component: cytoplasm.
GCCCUUUCAUAGGUACUUCAAGAAAUAAUAGACCUGGUUUCUUAAAGAUAAGCUUUUUGUAAGAUAACCUGCAUUCUUACAUCUCAAGUACUUCAGUCAAUAAGCGCCAGUAGCACUUCUUGACAUUCUUUCAACUUGUACACUUACCUUUCAUUCUUCUUGCUCAUAUGUGGUGACAUAUCUAAAUAGGCUUUUGAGAAACACAGAUUGUUUCUUCUAUUUUGUGAAAGUUUUCUUCAGAUAUAGGCAGCAAACUUUUAACUACCAGAAAGCAAAGAGAGAAAACGAAUUCCUUUUUUUAAAAAAAUGGCGGAAGAUAAUGAGGACACCAGAAAUGGUUUCACCUUCAUCUGGACAGCUCUGAAACUCUCUCGAGGCUCUGAGCAAAAUGGGCUUUUACAAACAGCACCUGAAAUCCUCUCUUCUCCACCCUUCUUCGUAGAUUCACUGGAGAAAACAGGUUGGUGUCUGAUGAUGCUGAUUUCUAAGAAAGGCGACCACAUCACCUGCAGUCUUUCCAGGAUCAUAAAAGACAAUGGGCCCAAGAAAAUCGAAAUAGAAUUCGAAAUAUCCUUUCUUGCUGCUGAUGGUUCUUCUUUAAUUAAAGGUAAGAGACGGAACCUUUUCUCUAACAAUGAAGUCUGUGUGUUCGAGUCAUUCGCGAAGAAGAAUGAUGUUCUAAUUAGGAAAAAAGGAGAAAUACUUCAAAGAGAAUCAUUGAUGGUUCGUUGCAGGAUGUGGAAAGUGUGUGAUACCCUUCCGAUGCCAGUUCUCUGCUUCGCUCGCACCGAGCUCAGAGUUGAAACCGAAUCUUUCUUUUGUGCCAUCGAACGAUUCAGCAAUUUCAAACCUGGUGAGAAAAAAAGUUUUCUCGUGAAACCCAAAUUUAAAGAAAUUCGACCUCUUACAAUAAGUUUUGGUUUGAGCGAUGAAGGAGAUGAUGUUCAAGUCCAAAUGACCGGCGAAGACGCGAAGCUGAUGGUCUCCAUGUCUUGGGAAAUUUCUGUCAUAGACAGCAUUGGGAGAGUGAUUGAUUGUGCCAAUUUCAAUUUCCUGAUUCAUCAAAAGCGUGUGUCACAGAUUCCUCGAUUGACAUCGAAAAACAAACUCAUGUCUAAGAGAAAUUUGUAUUUGCCAAGUGAUGUUCUGCUCUUGCGUUGUUCUUAUACCACUCGCUAUAUUGGUGAAAUCACAUACGACAGUCAAACUCUGGCAGAUACUGAAGACAGCUUCAAUGCGUUGAGUCUUCAGAAGCGUGAAGCAGAAGAAUCUUGUGCCGUUCCUUUGACUUUGGUAAAAGAUUUGAAAAGUUUGUAUGAGGAAGGAGUUCUAUGUGAUGUUCACCUUCUGGCUGAAGGAAUGACCUUUCCUGCUCAUAAAAAUGUUCUUUGUGCCAGGUCUCCAAUAUUCAGAAGGAUGUUCACUCAAGACGAAGCGGCAAUGAACAAUAAGGAAGUCAAACUCCCGGAUAUGGACGCAGAUAGCGUUAGAAAAAUGCUGGAGUUUAUUUACACUGAUGAAGUGAAAGAUUUAGAUUCAAAGAGUGCCCUUAAUCUCUACUCGGCUGCUGCCUGUUAUGAGUUAGUUCAUCUUAAAUAUCAAUGCUCGAAGAUUUUAAAAGCCAAUUUAAAUUUAACGAAUGUUUUGGAUGUGCUUAUUUUGGCUGAGAAACAUGGCGACGACGAAUUGGAAAAGGUGGCGAAAGAUUUCAUUUUGAAUCAUGAUGAAGAUGUUCUCCUCUCUGAUAAAUGGGAAACUUUUAAGAAAAAUUACAAACAGAUCGCUUUUGAUGUAAUGGAAAACAUUUGCUUGAAAAAGUCUGGAAAAAAGUGAUUAUAUAAUGAAUGAAUUUUUGGAUUGAGUAAGUGUGUAAAUACGAAAUGUGAAAAUUUAAAAGAAAAAUGAAAGUUAUUAAAUAAAAACUCAAAGAAUACGAUUUAUCAGAAUGGCGGUUAUUUUUUACCAUUUUUAUCUUACGUGUGAUAAAAUUAAAAACAGAGCUGUCUUAUUGAAUUUGUGUUUUGUUAUGUUUAUUGAUUAAUUUAUAAAUCGAUUUAAUUUUCAAAAAAAUUGAAAAUAUUUCAUAAAUAAGUAUUUAAUCAUUACUUACUUCUAUCAAUAAGUAUGCUAUUAAUCAAUAAGAAUUGCAUGCAUGUCGUUGUAUGUAAAGCACAAAAAGGAAGUUUUGUAAUUCUUAGAUAAAGUUCAGAUAUAUAACUCUCAAAAAGAAAAAAGUGUUGCUUAAAUUUCUGUGAAUUUUAUAAUUUGAAUGUUUCUAAAAGAUUUUAAAAAAUUUAAUUACUAGUCCAAAAACUUUUUUUUUUUCUUUUUGUGUCGUUAAUUUAGUUGCGUUUUGUCUUUAAUUUUAGUUGGAAAUAUUUGAAAGCGUAAGAAAUGAUUUUGUCGCCGAAUUUAAUAGUACAGACUUUAUAUUUUAAUGAAUAUUUUAAGAAUUUUUGUUAUAUUUUUAAACAUCUUUAAUAUGUUUUUUCAAUCAUUCAUCUGUAUUUUAUCCCUUUGUGUAUCUCAUGAAGCGUUUUCUUUAAUAAUGAAAUAAAAAUUAUUAC